Photinus pyralis (common eastern firefly) is the source of this 1720-nucleotide messenger RNA. RefSeq names its product ATPase family AAA domain-containing protein 1-B (gene nmd). Gene Ontology annotation, cellular component: mitochondrial outer membrane. The coding region runs from base 151 to 1284 and encodes 377 amino acids. Gene Ontology annotation, molecular function: ATP binding; ATP hydrolysis activity. The transcript has a single exon. The record is from RefSeq and is a predicted model, not a curated record. NCBI's taxonomy places the organism in Eukaryota, Metazoa, Arthropoda, Insecta, Coleoptera, Lampyridae.
CUCCCUAUCCUUUAUCAGAGCGAGUCAUCGAAAAUCGAAAUUUUCCUCAUUGUAGGUAUAAAGGAAAAUGAUGUAAGUGUAAAAUUUUCCAUAUAACUUGGCGCCUUUUCGUUUUAAUAAGAGUUUAAUUAAAAGACACAUUAAGCUACAAUGAUGUCAGACACAUUUUCUAGAACUGAAAUAAUAGGGUUAGUGGUGCGUUUAACAUUAGUGUCCGCAGUUACGUUUCUCAGUAUCAAAUGGUUAAUGAAUCAGGUGGAUCCCACUAACAAAAGUAAGAAGAAGGCAAAGAAACGAGCACAAGAACAGCUACGGAGGCUAGCCGGCAGUGGUAAUACUCCUCUGUCCGUGGACAAACUUAGUGAUUACGAGAUGAUGAUCGCAGCACACUUGGUGCACCCGGAGGAUAUCCUGGUAACUUGGGAGGAUAUAGCCGGUUUACAAGGUUUAGUGCAAGAACUACGUGAGACCGUUAUUUUACCCAUACAAAGAAAGGAUCUUUUCACUGACUCUCAGCUGACUCAGCCGCCGAAAGGUGUACUGCUCCACGGACCUCCGGGCUGCGGUAAAACGCUAAUCGCAAAGGCGACCGCGAAAGAAGCGGGGACACGUUUCAUUAAUCUCGACGUUUCAAUUCUCACCGACAAGUGGUACGGCGAAAGUCAGAAGCUGGCGGCCGCAGUCUUCACGUUAGCCGUCAAGUUGCAACCUUGCAUUGUGUUCAUUGAUGAGAUCGACUCGUUUUUAAGGAUGCGGAAUAGUACGGAUCACGAGGCGACCGCGAUGAUGAAGGCGCAGUUCAUGUCAUUCUGGGACGGACUAUCUACCGAUUCGAGUUGCACAGUUAUCAUAAUGGGUGCUACAAAUCGUCCACAAGAUCUGGACCGCGCGAUUCUACGACGCAUGCCUGCCACUUUUCAUGUUCCGAUGCCGAAUGCGCCUCAGCGCUUACAAAUACUGCAGUUAAUUUUAGAGAACGAGCCAGUUUCCAGUGAAGUCAAUUUAACGACCCUCUCAAAGUCAACUGACGGAUUCUCGGGCUCCGAUUUACGCGAGCUCUGCAGAAACGCCUCCGUGUACCGUGUACGUGAUUACAUGCGUAAUGUGCCCGCUAACGAAGAAGCUUGUAUUAGUAAUAGAAACGCUAUGACCGAUUCAGAGGAUGAAUUUCAUGAUGCGCUACGUCCGAUCACUAUGGACGAUUUAGUGAAGUCGUUAAAUAAAAUGAAGGAGUCAAAAAUGCACUGCGGUUCGUUGCCCGUUCCAAGAUUAGAUUUAGAUUAGCCGCGCGUAGAUAUUUUAGUGAAACAUCUAGCAGAAUACGAGCAAUACAUAGCGAAGUAUGAGAGGGUUGCAAGAUUAUUUGAUCGCGUUGUCACUAGUAAGGCGAUUAAGUAAUUUCUUGUAAUUUGUAAAUAAAUGGUACUGUUGAUGUUUAAGAAUGUUGCUUUAAGUUAUCGAUUGUGUAUGAGAGGACUUACUGUGUACUGUUUGUCACUAUUCAUCGUAUGUUUAAAACUGAGCAUGACUAUUUUAGUUGAAUUAAGUAUUUUUAUUUACUUCUAGUACCGAAUUUGCGACAGUUGACAUCUUUUAAAGAGCAAAUUAUGUUUGUAAUUGUUUACGGCAUUGUUUUAAGUUUUCACUUCAAGUAUUACAUGUGUUAUUGUCUGGGGGAAGAUACUGAAACAAUAAAAGGAACAUUUUUAUGUAGAUGCAA